This is a messenger RNA of Brugia malayi, 414 nucleotides long. RefSeq lists its product as uncharacterized. The transcript is spliced from 2 exons. Bases 1 to 414 code for a protein of 137 amino acids. NCBI's taxonomy places the organism in Eukaryota, Metazoa, Nematoda, Chromadorea, Rhabditida, Onchocercidae. The record is from RefSeq and is a predicted model, not a curated record.
AUGCCGAAUUCAAUAUUAGUGCCAAAUAGUUCAUUCACCUCAUCCACUUCUUCCGGAUCCGAAAUUGAUUAUAUGCAAAAUAUCAAAGCAAUGCUGGAGAAAUCAUCAUCACAGAUAUCACGUAAUGGUAAUUCACAAUUACAACGUCUGAUAAAUAAUAUUGACAAUCCGGAAAAGACAAAACCGAUGAAAGCGGUAUCGCUGGGUGAAUUAAAUACCGUUGAUUUACAUUUUAUUAUUGUUGCUAUCUUAGAAAGGCGAAUAAUUACCUGUGAGGAACAAAAUGAUGCAUUAAAGAAAUCAUUAAAAAAAGCAUUACGAAAAAUUGCUAAACUGGAAGAUUUAAUCGGAAAUACGGAAGAGCCAAAAGAAAAUCUGAAAAUGUUGGCACAUUCAAAAUCAACCACAUCUUAA